AUGGAAGAUCAAUUUCCAACCAAAUUUGAACAGUUUAAGUACAAUGCUGAUCUGUUUGAAAAGAUCUCCAUGGCCUUGACUAAGACCGAGGAAAAGAUAAAGGUGGUACCCACCGUAAAGAAGUCGGUACGAGGAUCACUAGCACAAGUUUGCUGGUCAAAUGUAGAGAUAUUUCCUGGUGUUAAUUCACCAAACGUGUGUUACACUAAAUCAGGCAACAACCAGAUUGUGACAUCGGCAGAGAUAGACGCUAGACAAGUACUAGCAGCUCUAAUUCUCUCAUCCCGAGUAAGAAAAGACAGUAGUGGGAAUUCCACUAAUAAUAUCAAAGCAUGGCGUGCGCAAAGAAUUUUGGCUAUGAUUCCACCGUCAGAUUCGGAACCAUCCGACGUUGAAAAUGAUGAGAAUAAUGAAGAAGGAGUAUUUUCACGUAUAGUGUUAGACGAUUCAUCUUCCUGUCGAACUCUGUCUCCCGGGCUGGAAGAAUUUUUAAAUGGUUUUGAUGACGAUUUUGAUGAAGAAUUAGCGAGUCCUUCUCUAUUAAAUAAUUGUUAUGAUACUUUGGUGGAUUCCCUUGCAACGAGCAAUAUUUCUCUUCAACCUUUUCCAUCUGUGGUCACCACGUCAGUACAGUCUCCAAGAAAUAUUUCCAAUGUUCAGCCGCAUCAAUCAAUACCAUCCCUAGUAACACCACUGGAAGUUCGAAUAAGACCACCUUUGUGGGAUCUAUCUCACGAUUUAUUCAAAGAUAAAGAUGCCAAGCUUCAAGCAUGGUUUGGAGUGUAUAAAGCUCUUUUGCCCGAUUUUAAUGAUUUGUCUGAGAAUGAUAAAAAAGACUUUGAAAAAAGUGUACAACAAAGAUGGAGAACUGCGAGAGAUGCUUACAUGAGAUGCAAAAAUUCUAUGAAAUCUGUGAAAUCGGGAUCGGAAGGCGGAAAGAGAACCAAAUACGUAUUUUUCAAACAUUUACAGUUUCUUGACAAAAAACAUGUUGCCGACACCGAAGAUUCUAUUGAAGAAAAUGAAACAAGAGAAGAUACACAACAAGAUUCAAAUUUAGAGUCUCCAAUCAAUCCACGUUCUACUGAAACAGUAUCCACCAAUCCAGAAACCCAACCACAGUGUUCCAGCCAAGUUAGACAAGAUUCUUCAAACACAACUAAACAAUCUAGCUCUACUCCUAACACAAACCCAUCAAGGAAGCGUAAAAACGCAAAAACUAAUGAAGACAGCUACUUCGAUAAAAACAUCUUGGAGUUUUUAACAAAAAACAGCGAAAUUAUUCAAAAUGACGAUAUGGCAUUUUUUUAUUCUCUUUUACCUUUAACACGGACAUUCGACAAUCGUCAAAAAGUUAUGUUCCGUACUGCAGUAAUGAAUAAAGCCCUGGAAAUUUGUAACUGCCCUUCGUCUAUCACUCCUCUUGCUUCACCAAUGUAUGCAUCUACCUCUCGCCCUGAAUCUUCUACUUCCAGCAUGAAUAUAGCAUCACCAGAAUCUCUACCAUCAGGAUCUCAAGACAUAGUUUUGUAUUCAGUUGAAGAACCUUCGUCUCAAAAUGUAGUGAGAACUAAUCCAAAUAUCGCACAUACAUCACAAAAUUCGGUAAUCACAUCUUUGUCUGCUUCCAGCUUCAAUAUACCAUCACCAGGAUCUCGAGACAUAGUUUUGUAUUCAGUUGAAGAACCUUCGUUUCAAAACGUAGUGACAACUAAUCGUAAUUUCGCUUAUACGAGCACAUCACAAAAUUUGGAAAACCCAUCAUCUGAUUUGUCUCAGUAUAUUAAUUUUAAGCAAUGA
Messenger RNA from Parnassius apollo (apollo), 1800 nucleotides. The record is from the annotation of a GenBank genome assembly. NCBI's taxonomy places the organism in Eukaryota, Metazoa, Arthropoda, Insecta, Lepidoptera, Papilionidae.